UGCGUGUCCGCGGUCUGAGGAGGCAUGACGGAGCCGGCACUGACAACCGCAGGGGAGGGUGUUUAUUUAUCCAACUCCAGAGAACAGCAUGGCAACGGAGGAAAGCACAGCGGUGAUGAACUGGUGGAGAACUGCCGGAGUUUGGCCGUGUUUCGAUCUGCUGCUGCCAUCGGGCGGGAGUCGUUACUGAGCAGAAAGCGUCCGUUUGUGGGAAGAUGUUGCCACGUGUGUUCUCCAUUGAGCAGGGAAAAGUUCUUCAAUGCUAGUAUCCCUUCCUUGGGUCUGCGGAAUGUGAUCUAUAUCAAUGAAACUCACACCAGGUACCGAGGGUGGCUGGCACGGCGUCUCUGCUAUGUGCUAUUUGUUCAAGACCGCGAUGUACAUCGUGAUAUGUUUCCAAGGAACGUGAUUGAAAAUGUUUUAAAUAACACCAGAGUGCAGAAGGCCAUUGUGGAGACGGUGGUUCAAAGGAUGCCUGUGGAAUGCAUUGUGCAGCCCGACUCGAAAGCUUUGUGUAAAGAGAAACGAAAAGCUCGGGGAGUCCUUCAGCAAAUGGUGUCCAACAUCUCGCCAGCCAUAAUCCGGCUGACGGGUUGGGUGCUGCUUAAGCUGUUCAAUGGUUUCUUUUGGAGCAUUCAGAUACACAAAGGGCAACUGGAAAUGGUGAAGAAAGCUGCUUCCGAGAAUGCUCCACUGGUCUUUCUACCUGUACACAAAUCACACAUCGACUACCUGCUGCUCACUUUCAUUCUCUUCUGUCAUAACAUCAAAGCACCGCACAUCGCAGCUGGAAAUAACCUGAAUCUCCCCAUUUUCAGCACGCUGAUACGGAAGCUGGGUGGCUUCUUCAUCCGUCGAAAGUUGGAUGUCAGCGAAGAUGGACAGAAAGAUGUACUGUACAGAUCCGUCCUGCGUGUGUAUAUCGAGGAGCUUCUUCGUCAACACCAGUUCCUGGAGAUAUUUGUGGAAGGCACACGUUCUCGCAGUGGUAAACCCUACGCCCCCAGGACUGGCCUCCUGUCGAUUGUGGUGGACAGCCUCUAUGCAAAUGCUGUGUCUGACAUCAUGGUUAUUCCAGUGGGCAUCUCGUAUGACCGAAUCAUUGAAGGCAAUUAUAACAGCGAGCAGCUGGGGAAACCCAAAAAGAAAGAGAGCCUCUGGGGAGCCUUGCAAGGAGUCGUCCGAAUGCUUCGCAAAAACUUCGGCUGUGUCCGGGUGGAUUUUGGACAACCAUUUUCUGUGAAGGAAUACAUUGAUGUUCAGAGAAACCGUCCCUUGCCUGCUGCUCUCUCCCUGAAGGAAAUCCUUCUUCCUACUAUAAUCACCGAUGGACCAAGCUUUGAACUUCGUGAACCUGAGGUGGAUAUGAUGAUGAACUCCAUUGACUGUUCAGAUGAACAGUACAGACGCCAAGUGAUUUCCAACAUCGCCGCUCAUGCAUUGUUCACUGCCAGUAAAUGCUCGGCCGUGAUGUCCACUCACAUCGUGGCGUGUUUGCUGCUUUACCGACACAGACAGGGUGUGAACUUGUCCAAGUUGGUGGAGGAUUUCUUCUGCAUGAAGGAGGUGGUGCUGGCUCAUGACUUUGACCUGGGAUUCUCCGGGAAUUCGGAGGACGUGGUGAUGCACGCUCUGCAUUUACUGGGCGACUGCGUCAACGUCAGAAGCUCCCGCCGCAACAGCGAGUUCUUCAUCGCCCCGGCCACCACCAUCCCUGCCUUGUUCGAGCUGAAUUACUACAGCAACGGCAUCCUGCAAGUCUUCCUCGCUGAGGCCGUACUCGCUUGUUCCCUCUGCGCCGCUCUGAAACACUCGGCCACGGAUCCGGCUCACGUGGCAUCCGAAGGAACUGUCUCCCAGGAACGGCUCAUCCGCACGGCCGCCAGUCUGUCCCACCUCCUGUCCAACGACGUGACCGUGGCGUUGCCCUGUCAAGCGGUGCACCAGGCUUUACAUGAUGCUGUGGGAAAGUUCAUCCAGUAUGGGAUUCUAAUGGUGGCUGAGGAGGAUCUGAGCCCCAGUCCUACGGAGGAGACUUGGGCUAGCAAGUACCCAGAUGGUUUGUCCUGGAGAAGUGACGAAGAAGAUGACAGCGACUAUGGGGAAGAGCAACGAGACCGUUACCUAAAGGUGAGUCAGUCCCAGGAACACAAGGAGUUCAUCGUCUUCCUGCACAGGCUGUUGGGUCCUUUGUUGGAGGCUUACUUUUCAGCUGCUGUUUUCGUUCAUAGCUUCAGCGCUCCAGUUGAAGAGACGGAAUACGUGAACACAUUUCACAAGUAUCUGUUGUCAAGAACAGAAAAGAAAAUUGCGGUGUUCGGUGAGAGUGCAACCUUCUGCCUUGCAAAAAGCGCAAUGAAGACUCUUAAAGAUCUUGGGGUUUUUAAGGAAGUGCAGAGGAACAACAAAGCAGUUUUGGAACUAAGCAACACCUUUCUACCUCUGAUCAACCGUCAGAAACUGCUGGAAUACAUCCUUCAUUUCAACAUCUUGUAGAAAAAACUCGGGGAAAUCUCGCCGUGAACGGUGAUGUACCGAGGCAGAUGGCGUAAACCGUUUGAUUUGAAUUAAGUCGAUUAUUCGACCUCUAAGAAAAGAAGUGAAUAUUUUAAGUAGUACAUCCUCGUAAUAUGGAUAUUGUUUCAACACUGUUUUUACUGGCAGACUAAUGGCUCAAUAGCUUGGCUGAGUUCUCGUCUCCCCCGCCCUCCCCACCUCCCCACACCCCAAGCUGAGCUGGUACUGUGUUUAACUCAGUGGAAUCCAUCUGUGUCCGUGUCUUUGGAUUCAGGUGUUGUUGUUGGCUACAUUGGCUCAAGCUCUAUGGCCACCUGUUCAGCGAUUACCCUGAAUUCUUAUGCAGGAAACCUAGAUACUGUCAUUUGGGUUGAGCGGCUACAUAUGGCUGCCAUGUUUCGCCCACAAAUUAUAGUCAGUUCACUUUACAGUAUAU
Molecule: messenger RNA, 2953 nt
Organism: Callorhinchus milii (elephant shark)
Lineage: Eukaryota; Metazoa; Chordata; Chondrichthyes; Chimaeriformes; Callorhinchidae
Gene: gpam
Product: glycerol-3-phosphate acyltransferase, mitochondrial
Exons: 21
Coding region: 25-2496 (823 amino acids)
Biological process (GO): phospholipid biosynthetic process
Cellular component (GO): plasma membrane; mitochondrial membrane
Molecular function (GO): glycerol-3-phosphate O-acyltransferase activity
Source: RefSeq, a predicted model, not a curated record